Molecule: messenger RNA, 1316 nt
Organism: Sinocyclocheilus rhinocerous
Lineage: Eukaryota; Metazoa; Chordata; Actinopteri; Cypriniformes; Cyprinidae
Product: translation machinery-associated protein 16-like
Exons: 7
Coding region: 112-696 (194 amino acids)
Cellular component (GO): nucleus
Source: RefSeq, a predicted model, not a curated record
UGUCUAUGAUACACGGAACAAAAAUACCGUCGAACUGUCUCAGCGGUCCGUGCCUUAAAUCUUCCCCCAACUAGUCACACGUGUGACAGACAUUCACUUAUAUCAGCAAAUAUGCCGAAGGCAGCCAAAGGGAAGGGACAGGUGGAGAAGAAGGCUAUUCACCCAUACAGCAGGAAAGCUGCAUAUUUAGCAAGCGCUGCCAUCAAACAACAGAGGAAAGAAAAGUUAAAAGGUGAAAAGGCACAGCGUCUAAAUUUGAUUGGUGAAAAACUUUUGUGGUUCCAAAGCCAGCUGGACCCUGACAAAGCAGAAUACACUAAACAUGAUGCUUGUGAAAUAAUUGAGAGGUACCUUCACCGGUUUGACAGAGAGCUGGAGCAAAUUGAGUUAGCAAACAGUAUCAAAGGACGACAGGGUCGUCAGCAUGGCUCUAGAGAGGCUGUCAUCAAACAAACAAUAGAACGAGAGAGAGCUCAGUAUGAAGGCAAUGGCUUUGAAAUCCCUGAUAUCAUCAAUUCUAAGCAUCUGAAAAUAUUUAGAGAGUGGACUGGUGACCUCAAGAAACUCCCCAACAUUAAGAUGAGAAAGGUUUCAGCCAAAGGCUCUGACAGCGCACCGUCUGCAGUUUCACAAGAUAAACACAUGGGAGAAGAGAAUAAGGAAGAUGCAUCUCUGAAUUCUGACACAGACCUAUAGUACUGUGAAAUCCUGCAGCUCUACUACAGUAAAGUUUACUGUAGAGGAAAAGGACCAGAGUGUAUUGGGCCGCUUGCAAAAAUGUGUUGUUGUAAGGAAGGAGGUUACUUAGUCACUCAGGUAGCACAGUAUUAUUAAUCCAUAAAUAAACAGAGACUUUGAAACAGUUUGAUACAUUCACUGGUUUAUUGCACUGACUGAUGUUUGCAUGUUUCUUUGAUGAUGUGCAUUUGAAUUGUGAACAAUCAUGUUGAUCACCAAAUCUCACUUGAUCCUGGCAUGGCCCUAUGGGCAUUUUUUAUUUAUUAUUUUCAUAUAUCAAGAUAUAUGAAGUCACUGCAGAAAAUCACAAUACAAAAAAAAUGUAAAAUUUGCUGAAUUCUUUCUGAUUACCACUCAGCAAAACCUGAUCACCUCCAAACCUGCAAAUUAACAAAUCUCUGUCUUAGAAAUAAACAAACACUAUUCUCCAUAAACCCUUUAAAACAUACAUCCUUAGAAGCUGCAUAAGUUUUUUUUUUAAAUGAAAAAAAAAAUCCAGUCCUUCAUGCCAUAAAGCAUGGAGGAAAACAAAUCCUGGUUACCAUAGUUAUCCAUUCAUUUCUUAUUGAUUUAGCUAU